Apus apus (common swift) is the source of this 5184-nucleotide messenger RNA. It is a transcript of the gene VPS37A, whose product is annotated as VPS37A subunit of ESCRT-I. Gene Ontology annotation, cellular component: ESCRT I complex. Gene Ontology annotation, biological process: ubiquitin-dependent protein catabolic process via the multivesicular body sorting pathway; protein targeting to vacuole; protein targeting to membrane. Bases 102 to 1289 code for a protein of 395 amino acids. The record is from RefSeq and is a predicted model, not a curated record. NCBI's taxonomy places the organism in Eukaryota, Metazoa, Chordata, Aves, Apodiformes, Apodidae. The transcript is spliced from 12 exons.
GGGGCGGGGCGGAAGGGGGCGCGCGCCGCCGGGGCGCGCAGGCGCGAGGAGCCGGGCCGGGCCGCGGUGCCGCCGCGCCCGCCGGGGCUGCCGCGGGGAGGAUGAACUGGCUGUUCCCCCUCGCCAAGGGCGGCGGCUCCUCCUCGCCCGCCGCGCCGCUGCCCGCCCUCACCAGCCUCCAGCAGCAGAAGCAGCGGCAGAUCGAGUCCCUGCGCGGUGCCCACGCCUCCAUUGCAGAAAUUCAGAAAGAUGUGGAAUAUCGACUGCCAUUCACUGUAAACAACUUGACAAUUAAUAUUAACAUCUUACUUCCACCUCAGUUUCCUCAGGAAAAACCAGUCAUCAGUGUUUUCCCACCUGUGAGACAUCAUUUAAUGGACAAGCAGGGAGUAUAUGUGACCGGUCCAUUAAUAAGUAAUUUCACCAUGCACUCAGAUCUUGGAAAAAUUAUUCAGAGUUUACUGGAUGAGUUUUGGAAGAAUCCGCCAGUUCUGGCUCCUAGCUCAACAUCAUUUCCAUACCUAUUCAACAAGCCAUCUGGAAUGCCUCCUUAUGCUCCUCAGGGGUUUCCAUUUCUUCCUCCAUACCCACCUCAAGAAACAAAUAGAACGAUGGCAGCCGUGCCAGUUGCUGAAUCAGUUUCUUCAAACUACACUACAGACAAGCCUGCUGCUCCCUCUUAUGGCUUGAUUACUGAUCUGCCACUACCUGUCCCAACAGCAGAAGCAGUGCUUCAGGUUGGCCAGAAUGGAUUUACUUACAAGAUGCCUGAUGUUCCUGAUACAUUUCCAGAACUCUCAGAACUGAGUAUAUCGCAGCUGACUAAUAUGAAUGAGCAAGAAGAAGUAUUACUGGAACAGUUUGUGACCCUACCACAACUGAAGCAAGUCAUUUCUGAUAGAGAUGAGUUAGUGAAAAGCAUUGAAGAGCUGGCAAAAAAAAACUUGUUGCUGGAGCCUAGUCUCGAGGCAAAAAGACAAACUGUGUUGGAUAAAUAUGAGCAACUCACACAGAUGAAAGCAGCCUUUGAAAAAAAGAUGCAAAGACAGCAUGAACUUAGUGAGAGUUGCAGUCCAAGUGCUCUGCAAGCCAGACUUAAAGUAGCUGCUCAUGAAGCUGAAGAGGAAUCUGACACUAUUGCAGAAGACUUCUUGGAAGGCAAAACAGAAAUAGAUGACUUUCUUAGUAGUUUCAUGGAAAAGAGAACGCUCUGCCACUGUAGACGAGCCAAAGAGGAAAAACUUCAACAGGCAAUAGCAAUGCACAGCCAAUUUCAUGCUCCACUAUAGACUUCCUGCAAACUACACCUGUCAAGAGAAUGAGUGAAAAACCCAAUAAAGCACACUUUUUAGUAACUAUUAUUUGCAAAUAAGCAUUUCAUCUUAUAUGGCUGUAUUUAUAGAAGAGAUUGUAUAUGGAGUUGGGAUAGUUUUUGUACAAAUUAGAAUGUCCCUUUUCUACUCUCAUUGUACUCAAGAAUCCUUCUAUUGCAAUCUUUGCACUAAUUUCUUGUAUUUAUUGUUGAUAGUUCUUAUUUACGUUCCUGCUGCUAUACUCCAUUCUUCAGAGAUCACAUCUAAACAUGGAAUUUUGACUAGCUUUUUACAUUUUUAUAAAAAACAUAAUUCAUAUCUUUUGUAUUUUGAACUUUAAGCAUAGAUUUUGCUUGAUCUGUGGAAAAGUUUGAAAUAAAUGGUGAUAGGACUUUGGAAACUGAAGAAGUUCAUAAUUUGAAGUUGUCAGUGGAUUCAGAAGCUGUCUUUGCUUGAAGCCAAAAUGUUUAAGAACGAAUUUUUAAAUUUAAAUUAAUAAUGCAAAAAUGAGUAUAGCUUGUAUUCUGUUUUGGAUAAGUAGAUUUGGAUUAAGCAAAGGAUGUGUUGGAACAAGUUAUAUUGGAAUUGAAAUAGAAUAAAUGAUCUCUGCUUAGAUUGGGUAUGUUGCUUAGUAGCACUGAUGCACUUGAUUUCAGGAGUGGCUUGGUACCUUCCGCUGUAAUUAAACAGAAUUUUCAUCUAACAAUUUCAUUCUCAUAAUUUUUUUUUUUUUACUUAAAGAAAAAAUAAUGAGGUCACCCCCCAGUUUCUGUUUUAUGCAAUAUGUUCCUCAUAGGAGGAAGUCAAAAGCACUUCACAAAACUGAGUUCUGAAGUUCUUUGUGAGAUUUCAGGGCUUUUUCCUGAUUUUAAGGAAUGAAGAAACUAAUUUGGCUGGAGUUGCAUGGUGUGUUAAGGCCAGUGAUAAAAUUUGGAAGUGAAAUUUAAUUCUGCCUUUUAAUCACUGAACCUUGCCUCUGGUGAGUUGACUUUUUUUAGGAUGGGAAUAUAUCUGGUGAGAAUGGGUAGGAUGCAGCACAGUAUUCCACAGGAGAAAAUACAACCCCUAAAUACAUGCCUGGGUGUUUGUUCUCUCUUGCUCUUGUAAAAAGACAUACUUUUUCUUAACCUUGUCAGGUUGCAUUAGGUUUUCAUGGAGACAGUGAAGUUCCAAAAUAACAGAAGGAAUUGUACAGUUCUGAGAGACAGAAAAGACAAAUUAUUGGUUAAGUAAUGUGUCAGGAAUCCUGCUUCUUUCUUGUUGGGAAGCAGUUUGGAGAUAAACCUCUUAGUUAUGCCACUGCCUCUGUGUUACCUACAUAGGGUCACUAAACAUCACAGAUUCUUGUCUCAAAAUCAUAUCCGUCCAAGCAGGUAUGUUUCUGUAUCACUAAUCUUCAGUCAGUCCUAAACUCUCUGCUCUUCUAGCAAAAUGCAAUAAGGUAUUUCUUCUGAAUUUGAGGAGAGUAAAUUUGAAAAAUCACGUAAGUUCAAGAAGCCUGUUCCACAGGCUAGUGAAUCUUGAAAUGGGGCUUUAGUCUCAGCCCUGCCAUACUUUACAGUACUGUGGGUGUCUGUCUUCAGCUACUGCCUUUCAGGGUAAGUAAACCGGUAUUUGAUGGGGUAUUUGUUUGUAAAGCUAGUUCAAAUUCUGAGAUUAGAUUUCCCAAGAUAAUAGAACUAUGGUACAAAUCAAAGAAGAUACUUAGGUGCCUGGAAAAAUAAACAGGUUGUAAGUGCCACGAUUAAGCAAUAAUUUUAGAGUAUAUUCUCCAAAAAAACAUUUCUACUGACUGUGCAUAAUAAUACUUCUAUAUUGACAUAGUAACGAAAGCCCUAAUAAAAAGUGAGAUCACGUAGGCUUUCAAGUGGUUCUGGACUUCGCUUUCUGAAUAGUGUGAUUUCUGCAGCUCUGGAGAAGAAAGGGAUUUCAGUGCUACCUUCUUGACAAACAGUAUUUUUGUGCUGAGUGUAUAAGUUGUUUUGGAUCUUUUUCUGAGUAUCUAGCUAACAAUCUUAAAAGACUAGGCACAAUUCUGUACAGGGCUGCUUUUUUUGUUGUUUCUUCAUUGUAAGAGAGGAAGGAACAGCUAAGCAAACAUCUGGUGCUCUUCCUGAGUUGGGCUCGCAUCUUUUUCAUUUUAUAAUGGCAUGGAAUGACAGACUUCUGUCCUCAUCUGCCUCCUCUUGUUGAAUGUUAUGUGGUGCAUUAUGGUGCUCUAUUGUAACUGAAGUCUAGCCAGAUCACCUUCAGGGUACUUGCUUCCCAAACUAGUACAAGUUCUCAACACUUCAGCUUUUCCUCUUGUUACUUUUGUGAGUAAAUUUAGAAAUUCAGGAUUUCUCCAUGAAGUCUUUCUGAGGGUAGUGGAGGAUAGCCUAGAAGAAAAUGUUACUGUUUAAUGCAAGUUCUUAGUACAGUGCGUCUUGUUCAGGGAUAUGAAAGUUUAAAGUCUUUUUUCUCCCUUUCUAAUCUCUCAUACUGUUGUUCCUGUUCUUAGGAUUUCCCCCUGCUCCCAUCUCAGCCCCAUCAGCAGUCACAAGUACAUCCUAUAGAAAAGCACAGAAGACUUGUAUUCAACAGUGGUGUCAUGGGUUAGCUACAGGUAUCCUGUCACAUGCAGAAAUGGCCAGCCUAUUUCUGGCCUUUAAAGGACAAGUGAGACUACUGCUGGUUUCUUACGUUUUUUUCUUUUCUUUUAGUCCUACACUGGUUGUCCCAAUGGGAACAUUUUUCUAUAUAGGUCAUCUUCAUACUUCCUGCAGAAGACUUAGUAGAACACUGAUAACAGUCUGUCAAGAGUUAGGUUUUUUGCUUCUAGCAAGCUGAUUAAGCAUAUUCCUUUUCCUAUUUUGCUUAAAUGUGGUGUGUAGUUGUAAAUCCAGCUUUAAACAAUUCCCUAUGACAUGUAAGAGAAUGGCAGCUGCUGUUAGAUGCAUAUUAAAUGUGUAAAGUGUACUCUUAAGCAAUCUGAAACAGUAGUCUACUGGGACUUGUUUUUGGAGAGAAACUUGCACUAUGUCAUGCUCAAGCCAAGGCGUUCUGCCAAGUGGAAAAAUGAAAUAAAUGAGUAAGAAAUAAAAGAUUAAGGAAGGGCCUUGUCCUUGGGGUUGCAGCAGUUUGGAGUGGGGGUGAGGGUACAAUCUGUAUUGUAACUGCUAAUUGAGUGUGGGUUUUGCCUACUUGUAAUACCUGAUUUUAUUGCUAAAUGUUUUCCAUAUCUGAGUUUAGGCCUCUUGUUCCUUCCAGAGUCCAGUGACUACUUAAAUCCAGAACUUUAUCCAGAACUGAAUUCUCCCUGUAACAUUUGUAACUGAUGGUAUUGCAAACAAGAGAAACUAUAAAAUAUAUCUGAAAUCAAGUAGGUCUCAUUUUACAGUGAUCUUGUAUGCAGCUGGUGUUGAUGGUACAUUCUGCUGGGGCUUGUAGAACAAAGUUUCUGUAGGUUUCACCAUUUAUUUGACAUGUCAACCUUUCUGAAAGAUAGGGAUUGUCAGGUACAUACAGCUGUACUAGCCACCACUACAAGCAAGAGACUGUAAUUAAGUUAGUUCUAAGCAGUAUCUCAUAUUCUAUAAUUCUGUUGUUUGCUCUGUACAAACUCCUGCAGCUUUGCCACUUUGGACUUUGACCAAAUGCAGAAGUUAAAAAUCUUAUAGUCUUAUUUCUGUCCAAGUUCUUACUGCUCCCUUCAAAGACUAGGAUAAAUCUUUCUAAGCAAGAGAUUUAAGAGACCUUCAGGUAAAAGAUAACUAAAACUCUGGCAACAAAGUUAAGUCAGUUAUCACAGUCUUAUUGUGUACAUUAUUCUGAACAUUAAAUACUGUAAUGUGUUAAACUUACAAAUAAAGGCUUUGGGAUUUUUAAUACA